Molecule: messenger RNA, 1055 nt
Organism: Drosophila hydei
Lineage: Eukaryota; Metazoa; Arthropoda; Insecta; Diptera; Drosophilidae
Exons: 2
Coding region: 222-1040 (272 amino acids)
Source: RefSeq, a predicted model, not a curated record
GGGAAAAAUAGGCAUAAGAACAGCUGUCAAAACCAUAAUUCCAUAAAAAAAUUCAAAAUUAGAGCAGAGCAAACAACAUUUUUUUGGUCGUAUAUUUCGCCAACUUUCGGCUCUCAAAAUUAGUCUACCUCGAAAACCCCAUAUUGCACUCUGCACUUGCAUUCUGUAGAGUUAGAUCCAAAUUUGCUACAGCUAAAAUACGAGUGUGUGUAUCCACAAAGAUGACAAUGCGCCUAAAUUUAGAUGCUAUACUGAGAAAUCAGAUGCUAAUGCCACAAAAGAGCCAAGACGAUACAUACUACAAAGAUAGGCAGAGGCUGCGGCUAGGGCAGGAGAAUACGGCCGAUCGCUACUUCACCGAUAAAGCGGAUGUAAAAAGUCGUGUUAAUUCCAUGAUGGCCAACAUACACCAGCAUAUGAAAACCACCACUCCGCCGCGCAAAGCCGUGCCCACCAUACCUGCUGCUAUUGCGGAAAUACCCCCACCUCCUACUAGCGCACCCAAAUUAUCGAACUCCAAGAAAAUACGACGCAUACGAGGCGGCGCUGUUAGCUCUGUGACGGCUAGUAAAACAAUGCCCAUGUCGCAGGUGAAGGCUCGAUUGAAUCGACAGACGCAGCAGGUGAUGAGACGUGGCUAUACGGAAAUUGGUCCGAAAACCUUUACCAAUCAGCGGCGCAUUCGUGAGGUCUUGCUGCAAAAAACUGUGCUAGAGAAUAUGUUGUUACAGCACAAGAGAUUGCAACGCGACAGGCAAACGAUUGCGUUGGAUAUACAGCGAAUGCGACAGGAUCUCGAUCGUAUUAAAAACAAGCUUGAUACAUCGUUGCAAGCGCUGAACUCCACACGUACUCUUUACACGGGAUUCACCAAACACAAAAAGAAUGCGGCACUCACAUCAGUGCCGUCGAAAUCUAUUCUUGAAGGUCCCGGCACGACUAGAUCAACCGUAACCAAAACCAAACCCGUUGUCGCUAAACUCGGUACUGUGUCUGCUAAACGUCAGCAUACGGGAGCAAAGCGGCGCAAUCGCGUUUAGGUCUCUGAAUAUCCA